CUUCAAGAAGAUAAUCACCUGGAGCUAAAAGAGCCAAAGGUCUCAUCCAGACCAUCAGUGACAAGGAAGCCUUCUGUGAUCGUCGUCUGACAUGGGGGGAAUUGCAAGAAAUAUUCUCCUCUUCUGCCUUGUCAGCUUUGCCAGUGCAAACAACAGUCCUGUAAUUGAACCCCAGGUUUAUCAACUCUGCGAGGACACACCCAUAAAAAACCACGCAUUCAAUAUAAUCGCAAGAGAUGAUGAAAAUGACCCACUGACUUUUACACUCACUGGGCCCAAUGCUGCCUUCUUCUCAGUUAACCCAUCAACUGGGAGCGUAACAGUCGCUCAAAAGCUAGACAGAGAGGCUAGUAAUGUAAUCAUACUUGGAGUUACUGUCUCCGAUGGGCUCAAUACUACACCAGGUACCGUAACUAUAAUAUUACAAGAUGCCAAUGACAACCCACCUAUAUUUGAGCAGACUUCAUAUGAGGCAACUUAUGCAGAAACUACUGCUGUAGGUGACCUUCUGGUCCGGGUGUCUGCCACGGAUGCUGACACUGCAGGUGCUGGUGUUGUUAGUUACCACAUUGAUCAAGUAACUCCAUCAUCUGGAUUUGAGCUGUUUAACAUCUCGAGCACAACUGGGGAUAUCAGAUUAAAUGGAAGUCUUAAUGCCUCACUGACCACGUACUAUCGACUGCAGAUUAAUGCAACUGAUGGUGGAGGCCGCUGUCAUUUUGCUGAAAAAAAUUUCCAAUCAAGCACUGCAUUUGUCUUCAUUACGGUUCUGGAUGUUGCAGACCUUGACCCACAGUUCCUCGGCCUUCCCUACACAGGGUCAGUUGAGGAGAAUGCGGCUGUGGGCACAGCUGUGGUACAGGUGACUGCCAUAGACAUGGACACCGGAAUCAAUGAUGUUAUAAUCUAUAGCAUUGAAGAUGCUACAGUAGAUGACCUGUUUGAAAUCUCAAGUAAUGAUGGCAUCAUAUCUGUCCUGUCAACUAUCGACAGAGAAGUUAUUGGUGAUACUGUGACUCUGACUGUAAAGGCCACGGAGUCUAAACCGAACAUCAACGGGAUCUAUGCCAGCGCCACAGCAAAAGUAGUGAUCAGCAUCGUCGACAUCAAUGACAACGCACCUUUGUUUUACAAGUGCACAGACCUUGCAGAUGAGCUCUCCUGUGAGACCGCAGAUCAGUUCAUUGGAGAGGUCGAUGAGCACUCGCUGGGGUUCAUUCCCCUCAGCAUGAUGGUCAGAGAUCUGGAUAGGUUCUCCAACACUGAACUAAUCCUGGAAGGAGAAUAUAAGGAUGUGUUCUCUGUGGACCCUCCUUUUACCAUGUCAGAAAGCACAGUUCAGCUCCUCGUCAGGCAGCCCCAGCAACUGGAUUUUGAACAAACACAGCAAAUGGUUCUACAGGUGAUUGCUAUCGAUCGAGAUGAGACCAGCUUCCGCUCCGUUGCCACUGUUACUAUUAACAUAAGAGACACCAACGACAACAGUCCCACGUUCCCACAAGACACAUAUAAGCUUACGGUUCCUGAGCACUCUCCCAAUGGGACAAAAGUGACUAUAAUUACUGCAAAUGACCCUGACACAAUGGAUAAAGGACGCAUUACCUACAGACUUCUUCCAGACAGCAUACUGCCGUUUUUUGACGUGAACCAGACGACUGGAGAGGUCUACGUGGUAGACGCAACUCGGUUGGAUCGCGAAACCAGAUCUCUGUAUUCAGCGACUCUGGAGGCCAGAGACUCAGACAACAAGCCUGGUAGCACAGUGCUGGAGAUCACUGUGACAGACAUCAAUGAUCAGGAUCCGGUCAUCAACAGAGAAUCCUACCUGGAGUUUGUUGAGGAGGGUGGAAACCUUCAAGUUACGAUACAGGCUACUGAUGGAGAUGACCCUGAUACAGUAAACAGCCAAAUUGUGUUUGCGAUCAAGCCGAGCAUGUACAGUGAUUUGUUUAAAAUAGAUCCUAAAACUGGUGUGUUAACAAACACUGGUGUUCUGGAUCGGGAGGCCUUGGAUCCAAAGCUGAAUGGGAGGAUUGAGCUCAUUGUAACGGCCACUGACAAGGGUGACCCCCCACGGUCCUCCUCCACCACUGUCAUCAUCAGUGUCGAAGAUGUCAAUGACAACAAACCAGAAUUUAAUGAAAUGUCUUACAAAUUCACUGUUAAAGAAGGAGAAAAAGGUGCAUUUGUGGGUUCCGUCAGUGCUUUUGAUUUGGACCAAACGCUGGACUUCAACCGCAUUUCUUUCAGCAUCUUAAAUGGAAGCUUUGGCAGCUUCAUCAUCCGAACCUUUGCAGAACCAACGGGAUACAGGGGAGACAUCACGGUGGACCCAGAUAGCGAGUUGGACUAUGAGAGCGCUCGCACACAUUUCGAAAUGUGGGUGGAGGCAGCAGACCUGGAGCAGGAGACAGCUGUAGUGUUGGUGGAAGUGGAUGUGCUGGACGUAAAUGACGAGAGGCCCGAGUUCACGCCAGUGUCGCCCGUGGCAGUGAAGGAGAACACCACCAUCACCGACGCUGUGGGGAAAUUUAAGGCGCUCGACAAGGACGGCAACCAUUCCCUGAUCUACGAGCUGGUGUCCGUCAAAUGCAGAUGUAGCGGCUCUUUGACACCCUGCAACUGGUUCAUCCUCGAUCCAACGGGAGAAAUUAGAGUCAACCCGGAGUACACAGUGGAUUACGAGGAAUGUGACCAGGCGGAGGUGGAGGCUCAGGUGGUGGACGAGUACACAGAGAAGGGCGAGAACAACAGCCAAACAACAGGGAAAGUUGUGAUAAACAUUCAAGACAUCAACGACAACGCUCCAGUGUUCAUUCCCACUGAUGCUGUAUUUUUUGUGGUGUCAGAAAGUGCAAAUAAAGGAACUCCAGUUGGACAAGUCACUGCUACUGAUCGGGACUCUGGAGAAAACAGGGAGAUUACGUUUGAAGUAGCAGCAGUCAGAUUUGAAGACACAAACAAUGUCACAACUACCAUGAAGACACUGUUUGAUGUCCUCACCACACAGCAAAAUGGCAUUUAUGUUGGGAUAAUUCAACCUACCGAAGCCCUUGAUAUGACACUGAAAGGGAAGUAUUUGGUCACAGUAAAAGCAACUGAUACUGGGGGCCUCUGGUCUGCCAUCGUCCUGGAGAUUUUCACGAUUGACGAAUCCUACAAAGUUGAACUUGAAUUUGGAAUUCCUGUCUCAGAAGUUGAAGAAAAGCGCGCUGAAAUCAUCAGAUCGCUCAGUGCUGCCACCCUGACAGCUGUUGAAAUUGUUACAGUACGGGAAACCACUGAUGAAACAUCCAGGGCUGCAGGCAGAACCACUGUGAUUGCAUAUUUUGUCUACACCAAUGGGACAGCUCUUACAUCUGAUGAAGUGGAAGUUAUGCUCUCUGAUCCUAAACAUUCUGCUGCACUGGCUUCACUUGGCCUCAAUAACAUUGGGGGGUCUAAUAUAAUUGAGCCAGAGGUAGACCCUUGGAGAUACAUCCUGCUGGGGGUGGUGGGAGGUCUCGUCAUUGUGUUGACUGUCCUCGCCACUUCACUGCUAUGCACUCGCAGAAAGUACAGGACGAAGCUGAAGGCAGCUAAAGCCAUGAACUCUGCAUCCAUGGUGACUUCUGACAACCAGAAAGGUGGUGCUGUGGUCCCUGGAACCAACAAGUACACCAUGGAGGGCGCUAAUCCUGUGCUCAACCUCAACAUCGACUCAACCUUGGUCCUGGACUUAGAUCAUGAGAGCUCAGACGUGGACAAAGUCAGCCUCAACUCCCUGGAUUACAGCAAUGACAUGACAUUUCCUGAAAUGGACAAAAAAUCUAACAUGCAUAUAAUCGAAGAGGAGGAAGAGGAUAAUGGGCCACCUGAGUACAUUGAGCCUCUGGGUGCAGCGCUGGCCCAGCGAAACCCAAAGAAAGACUCCAACACACCUAAUAUGGGCUAUACAAACCAUGCAUUCAACACUACAGACCUGUGAUGUAAAUAAUGAAAGGAGAGGCACAGACCAGUAACUGGGCCAACCAAAUCAAACAUAUUUGCAGCGUUGGAUGAAGGCCUUGUCUUCAAGAAGCCUUCUGUUGUGACCAACAGUAAUGUGUUAUAGAUAUUCAGCUCUGCAUGAUGCACAAGAUUCAUGGCUCCUAAAGUGAUGAAUUAUUUUAUCUAAAAGUUUGAAGAAAAAACUAAAUGAGAGGGAUUAUUCCACAAAAUGACAUGGAAUAUAGUUUGGUUGUUCAAUCAAUAUCUGUUUUAUUUCUGUUUCAGUUAAAAGAAUAGUUCUGGUGUUGCUUUUUUAAUCAAUACAAAAGCAUAACAGUGCCUGAAUAGCGCUUUUUUUCCCCGCUUCCAAUUUUUAAACUAAACUGAGUUAUGUGCCAGCUCACUGUGGCCUCAUCUUUAACAUCCAGGUAUGCCAGUCAUCUAAUGCUUGGCAAGGAAAAUGAAAUCUAUCUUUCAAAUUGUCAAACCCUUCCUUCGUAUAGAGACGGAUUCAAUUAGGACAAUAAAGAAAACUGAACAGAAGCAGCGAGACCGUUUGUUGCACAUGUGAAUCACUUUAUUUUUGUUAAUAUAUUAAGCAGUGGUUUAAAGAGUGUUUGGUUUGCUUUGAAAUAAACUGUAUUAUAAGUUAUUUUGACAUACAAAGGUAAUUUUUGUUGCAGAGGAUGCUGCUAGAAAUUAAGAGAAAAAGACACGAAUAUUGCAUAAUGUCAGUAUAUGAAUGAGAUUCUUAUUUAUGACUGCCUGUCAGCCAAAGUCUUAUGCAUGUCUGAUUUGUCAGUAUUUGCUUGGAGUUUGACACACUUGUUGCAGCAGUAAAACCUCAUGCAAAGUGACUUUGUGACUUCCUACAAGCAGCAGAUUAAAAUGAUUAUUUUACUGUUAACUGACAAAUGAAUUUGUCACAAGUGCAAUCUGUGAAUAAAACAAUUUCCUUCAAAUGUG
Molecule: messenger RNA, 4935 nt
Organism: Amphiprion ocellaris (clown anemonefish)
Lineage: Eukaryota; Metazoa; Chordata; Actinopteri; Pomacentridae
Gene: cdhr2
Product: cadherin related family member 2
Exons: 31
Coding region: 92-3967 (1291 amino acids)
Biological process (GO): homophilic cell-cell adhesion
Cellular component (GO): plasma membrane
Molecular function (GO): calcium ion binding
Source: RefSeq, a predicted model, not a curated record